UUCAGUUUAGUUUUUGUUUCGGUUCGCGCAUCAUGUGGAAAAGGUCCCGCGGUCCGCACCCCACAACAGUGUAAUCCCGCGUAGUCUGAGACGGCGUGGCUGGUGGUCCGGAGUUCUGAAACCGAGAGUGCCGAGAACUGCCGUGUCUGUGUCUGUGUCUGUGGACGAAGCGGAUCUUCCUGCGGGGAACAAACCGGGAGGAUACCAAGGUGCGAGGACAUUCGGAGCGAAGGCGAAGUUUGGCACAACGACGGUCAGGAUUUUCUCUCCUGCUCCGUGCUGCGUGCAGACAGUGCGACCGUUCUGGUCUGUGCCAGUUGGACGAUCGGUGCGAAUAGAACGAGGCCAGCUGCGGUGACGAAAGGAUGGAUUAUCCACAGGCUCAGGCACCACCGAGGACAGGAUUCUAGUGAUCAAAGCCGGAAUGAUAUUGGCUGCCAGUCAUCGUUCGUUCGACAGCAGAUGUACUACAAUUGUGAACUAUUUUUUGUUCUCUGUAAGAAUUCUAGAACACUCACUCACACAGGAAUUACGGUGGCAAUUACAAAAUACCUCAGCUGGAAGAACACGAAGACACCCAAGGAUUACAGUGAUUAAAACCAACAAAUCAAAACCUAAAACUGUGAUAAAGUGAAAUUGAAGAAAAUUUACCUAAGCCGAAGCAGUGGAAAACCAUUCCCGGAAAAAUAUUUUCUCAUAGUCAAGGCACAUACACACACCAUACAGGCAUAAAUAAAAUAAAAAGAGUCAGAAACAAGUGAAAACCUCAUAGUACAAAAAUCAGAUGAAUUUAUUUAAAUAGUCGUAGUGAAAAUUUUGGAAUUUUUAAUUCAGGCGUAACAGUUUAUUGGAAGGAAGUAAAAAAUCGCAGUGCUACACACCAAUAGUGGAAAACUCGUUGUUACAAAGUACUGAAAAAAAGGAAGAAUACCCGACGCUCGACGAGGAAACCAACAAAAGAAAAAAAGAAACGAAAAAACAAGUGCACCAGAGCGAGAGGAAACGAUUGCUUGGUACCCCCGAAAGCGCGAGGCAGUGAAGGAAAAAAAAGCAGUGACACAAUUUUGAUUACACUCACUCUCAAGACAAACCAUCCGAUCCGGGGCGAGUUUCUAAUUUCUCAAUCAGUUAAUGAAGUAAGAUUUCGAAAAUAAAAAAAAACGCGCCAACAGCAACGAAAAAAGAAGGCGCAGUGGAGGAGAAAAACAACCAAAGAAAUACAAAAAAAUCCAGUGAAUUUAUGCGCUGUGUUGGUGGUUUCGAGCGAGCUCUCGACGGGCCGGUGUCGAGUUCGGUGGGAUUUGCAACACUCCGAGUUUUUCGUAAUUUCUGACCUAUUGAAGGUGUGUGCGGAAUAGACUGGAGUGGAAAAAAUAGCUACCGCCGCGUGCGCCACCCCAGCAAGAGCAGUGUACCGUGUACCUUACUGUGCCGUGGCGUGCCGUGCCGUGCUGUACCCAGGGGGGAAACCUAGGAAAAGCGGACCGCUGCACUAGAAACCCUGUGCACCUCCCUCCAUACCUACCUCCACACCUGGCCAACCACGUGGUGGUGUUACUUUUCUUCGCUAGGCGCCUGACAGUGACGGCGACGGCGACGACGACGACAACAAGGGCGAUCUUGACUGAGUGAGACGGCAUCAGAUCCUUUGACGGCAGCGAAAAAUCGUGUUUUCUAUAAGAUCAUGUUCUGAAUGCAUCCAUCUCCCACACGCAGCGUGGUCCCUGAACAUUUACCAUUUUUGCCCGGCGUAGAAUGUCCACUGGUGAACCGGAUUCAGCUGGUUCCCAUGGCAUAGGACGUGCAGCAGCACUAGGCGGGGGCUCCUCGACCACUUCCUCAACCACCUCGUCUCUGCCCGUGAUGGAGCCCCCAGCGAGUAUCAUAAUGAAAGCAAAGGACGAACCUGAUUGUGAUACAGAACGAAACGUAGACUCCAGUAUGGACAGCAGCGCCCUGGCGACCUGUCUGUCGACGACGAUAUCGGCCCUGCGAGCCAGUCGUAACGCCAGCAACAACGAUGCACACCGCGGAAACAGUAUUGAUGACAACUUAUCGGACAACUCGGAAUCAACGACGACGAGUUCGGCUGCGGCGCAGCUUCUCGAGAGCCUGAAAAACAACCUAAACAACAACAACAACUCUAGUGCAAUUAACAACAACAAUCCGCUACAUGCAAACAACAACAACAAUAACAACAACAACAAUGGAAACCGAAAGUUAUUCGAAUGCGAUGUGUGCAAUAUGAAGUUCUCGAAUGGCGCCAACAUGCGGCGGCACAAGAUGCGUCACACCGGCGUCAAACCGUACGAAUGUCGCGUCUGUCAGAAGCGGUUCUUCCGCAAGGACCACCUGGCGGAACAUUUCACGACGCACACCAAAACACUGCCCUAUCAUUGCCCCAUUUGCAAUCGAGGUUUCCAACGGCAGAUAGCGAUGCGAGCACAUUUCCAAAACGAGCACGUCGGUCAGCAUGAUCUGGUAAAGACAUGCCCACUGUGCAGCUAUAGGGCCGGAACAAUGAAGUCCCUGAGGGUGCACUUCUUCAACCGUCACGGAAUCGAUCUGGAUAACCCAGGACCGGGCACGCCCUCCUCUCUGCUGUUGGCACUGGAUCAGCAUAAUCCUGCAAAUCUGCUUCCGGCUUUGGCAGCUAUGAAUGCUGUCAAUGCGUUCAGCGAUUCAGGUGACUCAAUGCGCUCAGUAGAUAACGCCACACCUCCGAUGCACUUCCUGACACCCCACGUAGAAAUAUCGAUGGCCGAUAACAACGAAGUGGCCCUAAACUGCAGCCGGGAUGGUCCGAAUGGGACUAGCAGUAGUACCAACGGUCCCAGCAGUGGCAACGGCGGUGGAAACAAUGACCGAAACACACCGACCCCAUCGAUAUCGUCGGCGCUGGAUAUACAGGCGAUAGUGCGACCACCGAAUGGCGGUUCCCCCUCGUCGCCGCACUCAGCCGACUCCAACGCACCCUCCAGUUCCCACUCGUCCUCCAUGCUUCCAUCUCUAGUACAAAGCUCAAGGCAUAUUAUUUUUGAUAACUCUAUUACACCGUCAAUCAGUUUAAUUCCCAUCAAACAGGAACCAACGACAAACGAUGAGUACAAUGAAACCAAACCACGAAGCAACAGUAGCGCGGAGAACCCGACGUCCAACAUAAGCAACUCGAGUGACAGCGUGACGCCGUCCUCUAGUCUAACGUCGUUGAUUAAGGUAUCCCCGCUGAAGUCGCUCCUACGCGAAGAUCUCAAACGGCGAAUCUCGGCUCGGGCCAGCAGCCGUGCCAGCCGCAACGGAUUGCUGACCUCGCCGAAUCCGGCCGGCAGCAGUCCUACGCCGAACAGUAGCAACGCUACCUCCUCGCCGGCCCCGGAGUGCGGCACCUCGUCCAGCAGCUCCAGCAGCAGCAGCAGCAGUAGCAGCAGCGGAAUCGGAACUAGCAUCAACGGGACGUCGAGCAGUAGCAGCAUCAGCAGCAAUGCUACGGCCGUGGCCGUUGCAACUACCUCAAACGGUACCAUCACGUCGACGGGGCCGGAAACGGACAUGCUUCUGUCCGGUGGGCCCAAAUCGAAGCGGCACCUGCAAUGUCUCUUCUGCGGAAUCGAGUUUCCCGACCAGACGCUAUACUUCCUCCACAAGGGCUGCCACAGCGAAAGCAAUCCGUGGAAGUGCAACAUUUGCGGCGAACAAAUGAGCAACGUGUACGAGUUCAACUCGCAUCUGCUCAGUAAAAGUCACCAAUGAUGUUAGGCGAGGGAGAGGGAAACAUUUUGCUGGUAGUGUUUCUCUUUUUCCGAUCGCUUCCCUUGAAAUCGCAUUAAACUCAACCGGUUUCUCACCCUCACAAUCUUUUGGGUUGGACUUCCUGCGCUGUUCCUUAUCUGAAAUUCUAGCCCAUCUUUGUUUAGUAAAGCUAAUCUAAAUCACCCAUUUACCAAGAAGGCAUGCAGCAAUCAUUGGUAGGCUUUCGCCUUUUUUACGAAACUCUGCCAAACACACUAAAAAGAAUAAUAACAGGGAUGUAAACUAGUCGUAACUGACUUUAAACUGUACGAACUACUUUUCACUUUAGUUGCCUCCCGCUGAAGUAUUCUACUUCUUCACUUUGAAGCUGCUCUUCUUUUUUGGACACCUCAACCCGUAGCGCGUACAGGUGGAAGAAAAAUCGUUCAACAAAUAUCUAAAAUAUUUAUUGUCCGUCCAAUAGAUUUUUAAACAAAGGUUAAUAAUGAAGCAAAAAGAGAAAAUCAAGCAAACCAGGGAAUUGACCUGAUCACUUACACACUGAACACAAACUAGCCAAAGGAAGUAAAUGGGAACGGCGGCGGUUUGCAAGGGACCUCCGCCGAGCAAAGACAGUCUAGUCGUUGAAACUAUUUGAUUUGUGCACCACAUUUGGCUUUGCACCCUCUCGGACCAUCGGCCGUUGUGGAGUGAAGUAGGACGCAGCAGGUGGAAGCGGAACAACAGCGGAACGGGGACGUGGCAGGAUUGCAAUACCAGCGGGCCGUGAUGUGGACGACAACGUGUAACUGGAAACGAAGCGCACUCGUGGGACGGGAAGUCCCGAGAGGUGGCAAACUUCUGAGGACUGCGAGAUAACACAUAAAUAUUACACGUGUACUAGCGAAGAUGAGGGUGGGCUAAGCGAAACUUUUUUGUUUCGAAUGACCUUACCAACUUUAUCAGUAUCUACUGAAUAAAAUAGCAACGGUUUUGUCAGGAAUUGAUUAGCUGCGUUACAUCUUAUACCCAUAUGAUAUUAGCACUACGAAAUAAUAUCUUUUUCAUCGAACUCAAAAUAGAUGAGCUUUUUCGUCCCAAACAGCUACCCUCACUCGCGCUCAAAAAAAAAAGCAUGGAAGAUAGCCAAUGUUUUCAGUUCUAGGAAAAUAGUUUCAGUGACUUAAUGUCGAACAUUUUGUUUACGUUUUCAUUAUCCGUUUUUUAACCUAUCAGUUAUGUUCCCUUUUACCUAAAAUGAAAAUAAUUCAAACCAUCCGAUUAAAAACAAGAAAGGGAUUAGUUCUUACCUGGUUAAGUAGAAUAAUUAUCGUAGACACGCAAUUAAUAUUAGUCGAGUGUUUAAUGUAAAUUUGAUCGUUAAGUUUGAUAGUUAUUUUUGUUCUGACUUGUAUAGAAAAGAUCUUUAACAACGGUGUGCAGAUGUUUUGUUUCUAUUUUUAGUUGAAUCGUUUAGCCGGAGAACAAUUAUAUUUACAGAUCUACUUUAAGUUCCGCUACUGUUAUGGAAAGCUAAUCAAGUUAAGGCCAACACGUAACCGAGAGUUCGUUAAAAUGGGAUGAGACAUAAUGCAAGAAUAUAAAUAUAUUUAUACAUCUUCUUGUUGUUGCUGUUAUUGAGAAUUUAUGAACAGUAAUGAAACCACAUUGCGCAUAAAUUUAAAGGUAAUUGACUUGACAAAGCAAAAAUACUAACUGCUAGAUUGACAUAGGAUUAACUUGUACUAAUUCUUUCAACUUAUAAUCGUAGAAUUGGGAAACAGAAAAAAAUGUACUUAAAUUUUGCCACAUCGAUCCACAAAAACGAAACCACACGAAGUUAGAAGCAUCCAAGAGACCUAACAAAUCAACAAAAACAUAAAGUUCAAAAGGAGAAAAUCUAAUAUCAAGGCACCACCAUAUAAAAACACAUUGAGUAAACACACACAUGCAAAAAAAAAGAUAAAAUAUUCUCUGGACCAAAAUUGCUCACAAGUCUUUUUCUCUCUAAAAUAAAACGGAAGAUAUUAGCAAGGCGCCUACACACUACUCCCUUUAACAAAAUUUUAACAAGCGACCGGGGAUGUUCUGAACUCUUUUAGAAUCACAAUGUAAAUUAUACAACUUUCAAGCAGAACUAAAUCAAAACACUCCCACAAAAAAGUAAACGUUUACGAAUCGCUACAAUGUUAGCAGUACCUAAAAUAAAAGGAAAACCAGACAAAAUUUGAUAGAUGUUUUUUUUGUUUUCGUUUUCACUUGACAUCUAAAUAAGUAUUGGCAGUUUUAGGAAUAAAGCAGUUUGAUUAAUCUUCAAGUUUUCAAAAUUAUUAUACAAAUUCAUAUUUUAGGCAAAAUCAUUAUAUGGCAUAGUGUUUAACUUUUCACUUAGCUUUCGCAUCCGAUAAGGAUCGAGAGAAGAUAAAAAUUUCGAAUCUUCAUUACAAAGAUUAAAUAUACAAUAACCAACACUGGAACACGACAACGAGCAAAACAAAAAAUUCAAUCUAUUGGCAAUUUAAAGGCAUCAUUAUAUUCGGCUAAAUUACCUAUUCGAAUUUCUCUACUUAUUGGCUAAGGUGUAAAUACUACUACAAUUACACUGCAAAUUAGGUGAAACACAUCAGAGGAACCCCCUUACUGAAUCCACAUUCACACACCCACACAACCACUUUACAUGGAAGCUGGUCACACAGCACAUUCACACACUGUAACCCAAGUAGAGUGACGUUACAAAGAACGGUGCCUUCCUACGAAUGAGAAAGAAAGCAGGGAGAGUGAAAGAGAUUAAAAAAAGAGAAAACGUGUAAAACCGAACAAGCAACUUCAGCAAACCAAAAACGCAAAAACCGAAGAUAAUAGAAAACCAGAAAAGUUGGUAAUAACCAGAAUGGAACCGAGUAUGAAAUGAAAAGAGAAAAAAACACACACAGAUUUAGCAAAACCAAGAACGUAUGACAAAAAUAAACAUAGACAUAGCAAACAGAACACUAAACGCAGUAGAUAGACACAAAUAUAUUUUCCAAAAAAAAGAAGCAAGUACAUUGAGCGAGGAAGAGCAAAUUUUUGAAUUAAAAGAAAAGAAAAACAUAGUGAAAUAAAUAGCGUAAUUUACCAACAUUCAUAAGCAGGCCUUACAAAAAAAUACAUUUAUAUCCGCAAAGAUAACGGCAAAACAGAAACAGAGACAAACGAAAAAAAAACCGUAGCGAAGGUAAGAAAGCAAAAUGAACACAGCCGAAGGAAACCAAACCAAGCAAAAAGUUUUAAGAAAAAGUUAGACCAUUUUUAUAUAAUCGUAGCAUGCAAAGAGAGAACUUAUAAAUUAAUGACAACUUAAAAAUAAUCAAUAUACAGACAAGAAAAAAUGAAGAAAAAACACAAAAAAUAGUUUUAUUAGCUUGUAAGCUAAAGUUCGUGGCAAGGCACUUCUAAGGCAGUGCGGUAACGACAAGAAGAUACAGAGCGGCUUUCGCGAAAGGAAUAACAACUACUGUUAAAGCGCAUAAAAAAAGGAAGCGAUUUAAUAAAACAUUCCGUCUACAUGUGAUUUUUAGUACUAGCCGGGCUAAAGCCGUGUUAAAUAGAACUGGGAGGCAAUCGAUGUAGCUGAAAAAAUAAUGGUUUACACUAACCGAACGUGUGUAGUGCAGCAGGAGAAAAAUUCGCGCUUUCGCUGUUCAUUAACUUUAGGUUGUAUUCUCCGCGCAUGCAUAGAAAAAUAAUUUUUUUUCUCGUGAAAUCGUUUUCCCCAAAAAGUAUACAUAUAUUUUAAAGCCGUCGUUAGCCGUUAAGUGUUAGGAAAAUUUUGGUUCUACGUGUUUUGUCGAUUUUUUCGAUUUAUGUAUUUUUUUUUCGCGAUAGCUUACUCUUCGGUUGUUUGAUCUAGUAAUUAAAGUAUCUAAAUGCAACAAAAGCGCUCUUAUUACUGCUAAAUUUGUUGGCAAAAGUAUUCAGUGAGUGAAUAUAGUAAAUCUCAUCAGUUUCUGGAUUCUGCACUGAAACAGUGCGAACACCAUUUUGAUAUUUUUCGUUCACCGAUCUUGACUGCAAAAAGCAGAAGCAAAAUGAAACUAAAGCAAAAAAUUGAAGAAAAAAAGGUUUCGCCUGAUCAAUUUGGCAGUGCGUAGAUGAAGAGAUGAUUGAGAAAAAUAUUAAAAACAAAAAUAAUGUGUGAAUCGUGUGGAGAUUGAACAUUAAAUCCUCUGCCGGAUUCAAAAUGACAACAAUGUUCAGUUUGAGAGUACAGACAAAACUGUGGAAAGAGAAUACAAAAGCAUGCAUACAUAUUACUAUUAUAAACGAUGGUGAUGGUUCAAAUUAUGAAUUAAAACGAAUUAUAAAACAAACUCAAAAACAAAGUUUAAGAACAUUACAAUUAUAUUGACUUAUUAAAUAUAAUAUUAAAGAUAUUUUCAAAAAUUCUA
This is a messenger RNA of Wyeomyia smithii (pitcher-plant mosquito), 8156 nucleotides long. RefSeq names its product probable serine/threonine-protein kinase DDB_G0282963. The coding region runs from base 1756 to 3750 and encodes 664 amino acids. Gene Ontology annotation, molecular function: RNA polymerase II cis-regulatory region sequence-specific DNA binding; DNA-binding transcription factor activity. Lineage: Eukaryota; Metazoa; Arthropoda; Insecta; Diptera; Culicidae. Gene Ontology annotation, biological process: regulation of transcription by RNA polymerase II. The transcript is spliced from 5 exons. The record is from RefSeq and is a predicted model, not a curated record.